UAUUGAUUCAGUCUUGAACACCAAAUCGGGUGCUUUUGCUGUAUUAGAAGUAAUUUUGUCCUAAGCGUGUAUCCGUACGAGCAGCCGUUCCUUGAAGUGUCAUCCCUGAAGUUCUCAUCCCACUUCCCAGCAUGAACACUGAUGAGCCAUAUGAACCCAUCCAGUACCACUGGUUCUAUAACCAGCAGGUGGACUCCAAAGACUCCUGGCAACCUUUCAGCAGAGAAGACUCACAGCGGCUGGAGGAUGCUAACAGUCAAGUUGGGAAAAGUGGCAAAGAGGAAGUAGUGGUGGCUACAGAAGGAAGGAGAUAUGAUGUCAGGCUGCGUGAAAGGAGACGGUAUGCUAUGUACUGGGAACAAGCCCCCACCGAGGUCAGGCGCUGCUCCUGGUUCCAUAAAGGCAGUAAAGAUAUAACCUACACUCCCUAUCCUGAAAAACUCAGUGAUAUUCUAGAGGACGCCUAUAUGAUUGCAUUUACCCUGGAUGAAUGGAAGACAAAUUUGGAGCUCCCAACAGGUGAAACUGUCAUCCUUCACAAUCCCAAGCUUAUGACACAGCAUCCAAACGGCUUAAAGGACUUUCCCCCUUCCCCGACUGAGCGGGCUCAAACUAGAACACUAAAGCGAGGGAUUGAGAAUAUUUCAGUGGAGAUACCAGAGGGAGAACCAGAGAGAGUAGACCAUUUAGUAUUUAUGGUUCACGGUAUUGGUCCAGCCUGUGACGUACAGCUCCGGGGCAUUGUCCAGUGUGUGAAUGAGUUCCGUAAUGCCUCCAAUGGCCUCAUAAACAGUCACUUCAGGCAGGGUGAGGACACAAGCACAAUUGGAAGAGUAGAGUACCUUCCGGUCAACUGGCACAAAGUCUUGCAUGGUGAAACCAUUGGAGUUGACAAAGACAUUGAGAGGAUCACACUUCCUAGCAUUAGCCGCCUGCGUCAAUUCAGCAAUGACACAGUACUGGACCUUUUCUUCUACAAUAGCGCUACAUACUGCCAGACCAUUGUAGAUACAGUGGCCUCUGAAAUCAACCGUCUGCACAGUCUUUUCCUCCAGAGGCAUUCACAAUUCACUGGAUAUGUUUCCCUGGCAGGACACAGUCUAGGCUCAUUGAUCCUGUUUGAUCUCCUGACCAAUCAAGAGUCAAGUUCAGAAGGCACGGCACAUGAUGAGCUAGAGGAUCCUCACAAUGAGACAGUCUGCUGUUCUUAUGAGAACCUGGAGGCGGAGCUCAGGGGCCAGGGGUUUGAGGAGCACCUCAACGUACUACAGAGAGAACAAGUGGAUAUGGAGUCCUUGAUGCUCUGCUCAGAGAAGGAUCUUAAAGAUAUUGGAAUACCACUUGGUCCUCGCAAGAAGAUUAUGAACUAUGUGAAGAAAUGGAAGCACUCCAGAACCAGAAGUGGACAUGCAGCCCAAACUGAGACAUAUACCCCAAUUCUAGGGAUGAGACGCGCUAAUGAACAUCAGAACCCCACCACAAGUGCAGAUGAUUAUCAGCAUUUUGAUGUUGGCAUCGGACAGGUAUCCAUUGAUUAUCCUCAAUUGGCCUUUCAUCCCCAAGCAUUCUUUGCUUUGGGUUCACCCAUAGGAAUGUUUUUGAUUGUUAGAGGUCUGAAGAGGAUCGACCCUAAUUAUAGCUUCCCUACCUGCAAGAGUUUCUACAACAUCUUCCAUCCUUUUGAUCCAGUGGCAUAUCGAAUCGAGCCCAUGAUUUUGCCUCCAGAUGUGAACUUACCACCCAUGUUGAUGCCCCAUCAUAAGGGCAGAAAGAGGAUGCAUCUUGAGCUGAAAGAUGGACUGACUCGAGUCAGUUCUGACUUAAUGGGCUCACUGCGCAUGGUUUGGCAGAGCAUUUCUCAAGUGCCCACGCCAGCGCUUGAAGAGGGUGGAGUCAAUUCCAUGUCCCCUGCAUAUGAAGCAGAAGUCUCUCCAAUGGAACAGGAUGAGGGGAAGCUCACCAAGGUUGGGAUGUUGAAUCUUGGGCAACGUAUUGAUUAUGUUCUUCAGGAGACAACAAUUGAGAGUUUCAAUGAGUACCUGUUUGCAAUACAGAGCCAUUUGUGCUAUUGGGAGUCAGAGGACACAGCUCUGUUGGUUCUGAGAGAGCUUUAUGGAAACAUUCUUUCAAGAUCUCAGUCAUAGAGGUCCUUUCCUGAUUUUCACUGUAUAUGCCUAUUGUAUCCACAGUUUUCCUGAUCAACAAUUGGGUGGCAUUAUGAUGAUUCAGAUUGCCCCUAGACCUUUUUGGUUCCGGUCUCCAUAUUCAAACAAAGAACAACCUGUGCAGUUGUUGGCUGUCAUAACAACUCCAAGUAGUUAAUAAUAUCAAUGUAACUUACUUAGGGCCAACAUCUACCCUCUCGGGUGAAGCACUGUCAUAAGACGGCCAUCUUUGUAAAGUAUAGGCACUAUGGAGCCAUAUGAUUUGUGUUUUUGUUUUUUCAAAUUGAAUACACUAAUCAUAACAUUAUCUGCUUAAAACGUACUCCGGGUCGAGUGAAGACCUGAAGACAAACGCAGUUUUCCGUUAUGACCAGGGGCGAAAAUUUCAUCAAAAUGUUGGGGGGGGCAAUAAACAUAACAAUUCUCAAGAGCAAUUUUUGAAGGGGACACCAAGGGUUUUUUGUUGUUGCCUAUGGUUAUGACACUUUCGCGUUCAGGUCAAACGUGAAUAGUACCGACAAACUUUAAAGCACAGUCCACCAUAAGUCAAGUAAAUAACUCUGGAUUUUAACUAAUAAACAGCCUAAAAAUUUUGACUUUGAAUUUGGAAUCUCACCUGAGAUUGCCAGUGUUGGGCAAGCUACUCAAAACAUUUAGCAAGCUAAGCUACAAACUACACUACAGAAAAUGAAUGAAGCUAAGCUAAAAGCUACACUUCAGAGAAAGUAGCAAGUUACACAACAAGCUACAUGCCAAAAGUAGCUUGCUACAUUUAAGCUAUUUCAUAUUUUUUCAACUGCAGAUGCACGGAGCAUACCGUCAUUGACAAAGCACCUAAAAGAUGUAUUCAUACGUUUAUCAAAGCCUUGGUACAGUAUGAUACAGUAUACAAGUAUACAGAGUGGAGCAAAACAUACCCGUAUGUGCAUGUAAAAACAAACAAAAAAUAAACAAACAAACAAACAUGUAAAUUCAUAUUUAGACAUGCUACUUAUAAGAAUCCAUGUGUUCAACAUUUAAAGUCACUAUUUUUACAUUGUAUUUUUCAUAUUUACACUACUACCUCUACAAACCCAUACCCAUUUAAACAUAAUUUCAUUUGCACGUUCCUGUAUGCAUACAUACAGUAUACUAUUAAUCUAUACAAUACAGAAAUAGAGCAGCUAGACACAGAAUUACAGGGCAAAUAUCCUGUAUAUGCGUGUAUGUGUGUGUGUGUGUGUGUGUGUGCGUGUGUGUGAGAGUACAUUUGGGCAAUAACAAUGUGAUUUCUCGUGGUAUCAGUAAUAUCAUGGUACUUUGAUAUCCAAUUACCAUAUUUAAGUACCAUUCUGUAUUUACAUAUACUAUUGUAUUUACAUUGUGCUUCACGGUAAUUUAAAAAAAAUCCAUGGUCCUUCACUAUAUGAUUCGCAUAUUCAUAUUACAUUGUAUUAACAUAGUGCGUCCAAAAAACAUGGUAAUGUCAUUGUACCUUUUUGUGUUUUUGUGUAGGCUAAUACGUGUUUUUAUACUCUUUUGGAUGGAAAAUGUAUUUACCUGCAGAAGCUGCACACUUGUUGAACUUUAUAAAAACCUUCAUG
Molecule: messenger RNA, 3748 nt
Organism: Xyrauchen texanus (razorback sucker)
Lineage: Eukaryota; Metazoa; Chordata; Actinopteri; Cypriniformes; Catostomidae
Product: phospholipase DDHD2-like
Exons: 17
Coding region: 132-2144 (670 amino acids)
Cellular component (GO): COPII-coated ER to Golgi transport vesicle
Molecular function (GO): triacylglycerol lipase activity; protein binding; metal ion binding
Source: RefSeq, a predicted model, not a curated record